CAUGGUGGUCGGAGGCCCGGGGACACUCCUGGGGCAGCCAGAGCUUCCCCUUCAUCUGGAGUCAGCCAAUCGCAAAGCCAAAGCCAUGUCCCCCGAAAGGAAGGAAGAGAGCAUGUGGGAGCCCCCAACGGCGGAGGAGGUGGAAGGGGACUCGACGUCUUCCGAGGGAGGGAGGGUGACCGACAGCACAGACGACGAAGAGACCAGCAGCACAGAGAGCGCUCAGCACGCGGAGGCGGCGGGCACGCAGGUCGAGCGGCGGCUGGAGGUCGAGCAGAUGAAAGUCAUGGGCAGGAUCUCUCAGCUGGAACAGGACAUCCGAGAGCUGCAGCUGCAGAGACGGGAGCUGAAGAUCGAGGUGGAGAUGGAGAGGGCUCUGUUGGAAGGAGAGCUGAUGACAGAUAAGAAGGAGAUAGAGAAGGAAGAAGAGAUGAUCCGCGUCUUGCACGAGCAGCUCAGAGAGACAGAGAAGAAGUGGCAGGAAGAGAGAGAAAAGGAUAAACGCCAGCUGCAUUAUGAGAAGCAGAAGGUGAAGGAUCUGGAGGUGAAGAUAGCAGAGUGUCGCGCACAGCUGGAAAAGCAGCCGGAGAGUUUACGGGAGCAGCUCAGGAAGCAAAUCCAUGAGACGUCUGAGAUGAUGGAAACCGCUGUGAAAUCCUUUGAAGACUUGGAGUUCCAGCAGCUGGAAAAGGAAAGCAGCCGGGAAGAGGAGAAGGAGGCCUCCUACAGACAAACAUCACAAAACAUUGCCAAACGGCAAAACGAGUUGAACAAAAGGAAGGAUAAAAUUCUGCGCUUGGAGGAGCAAAUCCGCGGUGCGGAGGAACAGGCGCAAACUGAGAGAUUAAGGAUUAGUGAGGAGAACACGCGGGUCUUCCAGUCUCUGAAUAAGGAGAAGGACAGACUGUUGGCUAUUGGUGCAUUGAAUGGGAAGGACUCUGAGAAACAGGAAGGGAAGACGAACCCCGCCAGAAAGGGACUUCAGAGGACUUCCAGUCUGCCCAGAAGAAGAGGAAAUGCAACGUUUGUGCGACAAUCUGACCGACCAGUUUCACUCCAUGGCAAUACCUGUCUGGAGAGCGCCGGCCUUGCUCUGCACCUAGCCGUAUGCUCCAGCAGCUCUGGAGGUAAGAUCGCCCUCGCCAUAAGCCCCAAUCUCCAGAUGGCACGGACUCGGAAUCUGCAGGGAGAGGAGAGAAGAUCUUGUGGAGGAAGGCUUCAGAAUGGACAUCCCCGACUACCUCUGACAUACGGACCAAUCCCUCAGUUAGCAGAGAUGGAGCGCCAGCUGCGAGAAGCCAUGGCAGAGAAAGAGCGACUCCUGAAGGCCAGAGAAGAGAAGAGAGCAGCUAUAGAGAUGACCAAACGUCUAGAAGCAGAGCAGAGUCACGUGAAGGAAGAAGCUUCUGUACCGGCUUCUGUACCAGCUUCUGUACCAGCCCCGCCCAUGGUGCAACCGGCCGCCCCUGAGCCUACUGCUGAACCGGUAAGAAUACUGUCUCUUUUCUCUUUCAAGGCGCCUUUUGAUCUGCGAUCAUACCUGGAGGCGUCGGGACACAGCGUGGAGACUUGUCCUAAUGUGAGGGUUAGUGCCAUGUGCUGUCGGGGGUACCUUGUGAAGAUGGGAGGACGCAUAAAAACUUGGAAGAAGAGAUGGUUCGUUUUUGACAGACAGAAGAGACGGCUGGCAUAUUAUUCAGAUAAAGAAGAGCAAAAGUUGAAAGGGGUCAUCUACUUCCAGGCCAUAGAAGAGGUGUAUUAUGAUCACUUGCGGAGUGCUUCUAAGAGUCCACACCCUAAACUGACGUUUUGUCUGAAGACCUUUGAGCGCCUCUUUUGCAUGGUAGCACCGACACCGGAGGCCAUGAGGAUCUGGAUGGAUGUCAUGGUAACGGCUGCUGAGGAGAACCACCGCUACUGAGGCCUUUUGUGAUCGGUGCCAAAUGUUUGGGGUAGAGCGAAGAUGUCUGGGAAAGAAAUAGAGGAAGAGAAAAGCAUGAAACACACAGACUGGCUUGUAAAAAGAAGGAACUUGUGAGAGAAAUGUGACUGACAAAAGGGAAGAAAAA
Molecule: messenger RNA, 2069 nt
Organism: Nanorana parkeri
Lineage: Eukaryota; Metazoa; Chordata; Amphibia; Anura; Dicroglossidae
Gene: PHLDB3
Product: pleckstrin homology like domain family B member 3
Exons: 14
Coding region: 2-1921 (639 amino acids)
Source: RefSeq, a predicted model, not a curated record